This is a messenger RNA of Biomphalaria glabrata, 2407 nucleotides long. RefSeq names its product actin-related protein 3-A. NCBI's taxonomy places the organism in Eukaryota, Metazoa, Mollusca, Gastropoda, Planorbidae. The transcript is spliced from 11 exons. Gene Ontology annotation, biological process: Arp2/3 complex-mediated actin nucleation. The record is from RefSeq and is a predicted model, not a curated record. Gene Ontology annotation, cellular component: Arp2/3 protein complex; actin cortical patch. The coding region runs from base 116 to 1372 and encodes 418 amino acids. Gene Ontology annotation, molecular function: actin filament binding.
GUAAUCUUCUAUUUCCGGUCAAAGGAAACAGUCAUAGCUAAAUGAGAAAACAAUACUUUCCACUUCCUGAUUUUGGUUUGGACUUAACAUUGUAUUUAUUUUAAAUAAAAGUGUUAUGGCAAAUAGACUGCCACCAGUUGUCAUUGACAAUGGCACAGGUUAUUCGAAGAUGGGAUUUGCUGGCAACACAGAGCCUCAGUUUAUUAUUCCUUCUGCAAUAGCCAUAAAAGAAUCUGCCAGUGUUGGAGAUCAAUCACAGAAGAGACUUGGGAAAGGAAUUGAAGAUCUUGAUUUUUACAUUGGGGAUGAAGCAAUCAAUCAACCCUCCUAUGCUACCAAGUGGCCAAUCAGACAUGGAAUUAUAGAAGACUGGGACUUAAUGGAAAGGUUUUAUGAACAAGCUAUAUUCAAAUAUCUUAGGGCAGAACCUGAGGAUCAUUACUUUUUAUUGACAGAACCUCCACUAAAUACACCGGAGAACAGAGAGUACACAGCAGAAAUUAUGUUUGAGUCUUUCAACAUUCCAGGGCUUUAUAUAGCAGUUCAGGCUGUACUGGCCCUUGCUGCCUCAUGGACAUCACGACAAGUGGGUGACAGGACCUUGACAGGCACAGUCAUUGACUCUGGAGAUGGUGUCACCCAUGUUAUUCCAGUUGCUGAGGGUUAUGUCAUUGGCAGCUGUAUAAAGCACAUCCCCAUUGCUGGGCGAGACAUCACAUACUUCAUCCAACAACUGUUGAGAGAAAGGGAGGUGGGCAUUCCUCCAGAGCAGUCCUUGGAAACAGCCAAAGCCAUUAAGGAAAGAUUCAGUUAUGUUUGUCCUGACAUUGCUAAAGAAUUUGCUAAAUAUGACGCUGACCCUGCCAAGUGGUUGAAAAAAUUUGAAGGUGUGAAUGCUGUAACCAAAGCUCCUUUCUCGGUUGAUGUAGGAUAUGAGAGGUUUUUGGGACCAGAAAUUUUCUUCCACCCUGAGUUCUGUAACCCAGAUUUUGAGCUUCCCAUCUCAGAAGUUGUUGAUGAUGUUGUACAGAACUGUCCUAUUGAUGUCAGGAGAGGUCUCUACAAGAAUAUUGUCCUGUCUGGAGGCUCAACAAUGUUCAAAGACUUUGGCCGCAAGUUGCAGCGAGAUGUGAAGCGCAUUGUGGAUGCAAGGCUUAAAGUCAGUGAGGACCUCAGCGAAGGAAGAAUCAAGCCAAAACCCAUAGAUGUCAAUGUCAUCACACAUCAUAUGCAGAGGUACGCUGUCUGGUUUGGUGGAUCCAUGCUGGCCUCAACGCCUGAGUUUUACCAGGUGUGUCACACAAAGGCAGAUUAUGACGAACAUGGCCCCAGCAUCUGUCGCCACAAUCCUGUUUUUGGCAUCAUGGCUUAACAAUAGUUAUAGUUAAUACCUUUAAGUGCUGGUAACUGUCAUUCACAAAGCAUCUUUAUUGUGGCUGGUAGCAAGACGCUCAUUUGGGGUGGGGAAACAUGCAAGGAAAAAGAAAAUUUAUAUCUAUUUUAUUUAACUAAUUGGUCAUUGGUGUUGAGAACAUGUUCACCAGGUUGCACUUGGUCAAUAAAGUUCUUAACUGACAUAGCAAACUUACUGACAAGGGUUUCACUCCACUCUGUAUAUAAACACAGGGAACAUAUCUUUUUUUUUUUUUUUAUCUUCAUGGCACAUUGCUGCUAUUUAAAUUUAUUGUAUUUAUCCAUUGCUUCUCCUUGCAAACAAGUCAGAUGUAUGGCUGUGCGUUCAAGUUGUCCUGACAUUUUUCAUCUUAGUUUAUGUGGCAUUGGCAAAGUACUUUCAUUAUUGACCUAGACAUAUGUUCUUAGUUUUGUUUGGUGAUACAGCAUGUACAUCCUACACUUUGUAUCAUCCAAUGUUUAUGUUAUACCUCAAGCAUUGGCAGUGUUUAAGUGAUUCUAAAUUUUAAAAUAGUUGAAAACAUUGUUUUAAGAAGAAUUACUGAAGAUGUGGGUUUUUUUUUGUCUAUUAAGUAGUUCUAUAAAGCUUUGCAAUUUCGUCUUCUUUAUUGUAGCCCAAAUAUAAACACAACUAUAAAUACUUUUUUAAAAUCAACAAUUCUGAAUAAAGCUAUAUUGUUUUUGCCAUUAAUUUUAUAUAUGCUAGUAUCUUUCCAACUCAUUUGGGCUCUGUUUAGAGGAUGUUGAAUUAGCAUUUUUAAUUAUUUUUUUUUAGAUUCUAUUUAACCAUUCUGAUAUUGGCUUCUACAAUUCUGUCCUCAGCAAAAUACAGGAGUUCCAAUAUAUCUUGUACUAUUGUAUAUUGUUAGUACACAACUUAAGCAUGAUAAGGAUUUUAUUAUUGUCUGGUAGACUUGAUUGAAAUACACUGCUUUCAUAUUUGUUUCAAAAAAUUAAAACCAUUUCUAUUGAACUAAAUAAAAUUGACAUCAUU